Molecule: messenger RNA, 1893 nt
Organism: Diutina rugosa
Lineage: Eukaryota; Fungi; Ascomycota; Pichiomycetes; Serinales; Debaryomycetaceae
Gene: MAE1
Product: malate dehydrogenase (oxaloacetate-decarboxylating)
Exons: 1
Coding region: 1-1893 (630 amino acids)
Biological process (GO): pyruvate metabolic process; malate metabolic process
Cellular component (GO): mitochondrion
Molecular function (GO): malate dehydrogenase (decarboxylating) (NAD+) activity; NAD binding
Source: RefSeq, a predicted model, not a curated record
AUGAUGAUCCGCUCGACUCGAUGGUUUCUGCUGACCGCCCGCUGUGGCAAUUCCCACGCCACCCAUCCAGGGGUGAAGACGCUGAUCCACACCCACACCAUCAAGACGCCCGUGGGCAUCAAAGCGGCGAUUGCCAGCUUGAAGCCUAAGGUGACCCGGCUCUCUAACGAAGGCGCCGUCGAGUGUGAUUUGACCGGUUUCCAGCUUUUAAACUCGCCCCUUUUCAACAAGGGGCUGGCGUUCGACAAGCAGGAACGCAUCGCCUUCGGCAUCGAAGGGUUGUUGCCGCUGGCCGUGAACACGCUCGACGAACAGGUGGCGCGGGCCUACCGCCAGUUCUCCUACUUGAAAACUCCUCUCGCCAAGAAUGAUUUCUGUACUCUGAUGAGAAUCCAAAAUAAGGUGUUGUACUACGAAAUGGUCCGCAACCAUAUUCGGGAAAUGUUACCCAUUAUCUAUACUCCCACUGAAGGGGAUGCCAUUGCUCUGUAUUCACACCGGUUCCGUAAACCUGAGGGGUGCUUCUUGGAUAUUAACGACCCCGACUCAAUUGACACCCGCAUGCUGGUGUACGGUGAAGAUAAAGAUAUUGACUACAUUGUCGUGUCUGACGGCGAAGGGAUCUUAGGGAUCGGUGACCAAGGGGUUGGCGGCGUGCGUAUUGCCAUUGCCAAGUUGGGGCUUAUGACCCUCUGCGGCGGUAUCCACCCCGGGCGGGUGAUGCCGGUGGUGUUGGACGUCGGCACCAACAACAAGGCGUUGCUUGACGACGAGUUGUACUUGGGGAACCGGUUUCCCCGCGUCCGAGGCGACCGCUACUACGAGUUUGUCGACAAGUUCAUCCAGGCGGUGAAGAAGCGGUUCCCGCUGGCGGUGCUCCACUGGGAGGACUUUGGCGUGCUGACGGGGCGUACGCUUUUGCAGAAGUACCGCAACCAGUUGCCGCUGUUUAACGACGAUAUCCAGGGUACUGGGGCUGUAGUGAUGGCGCUGAUGACGGCGGCCCUCCAGUACUCCAACCGCAACUUGCUCGACUCCACCGUAUUGAUCUACGGGGCAGGGCUGGCCGGGCUCGGUAUUGCCGACCAGAUCGUCAACCACAUGGUAUCCCACGGUGCCACCCCGGAAGAGGCGCGGUCUAAAAUCCACUGUAUGGACCGCCAGGGGGUCAUUUUGACCAACACCCCAGGUGCCCUGGAGGCUCAAUUGCAGUACGCCGACGACCCUGCUGACUGGCAAGGCGUCGACACCCAUUCGUUGUUGGAAGCGGUGAAGCACGUGAAGCCCACUGCCCUUGUGGGUUGUCUGACUCAAGCCGGGGCAUUCACCGAAGAUGUGGUUAAAGCGAUGUACGCUGACAACAAGCAGCCGAUCAUCUUCCCGUUAUCGAACCCUACACGUCUCCACGAAGCUGUCCCUAAGGACUUGAUGAAGUGGACUGAUGACAACGCCCUCAUCGCCACGGGGUCGCCGUUUGAACCCGUCAACGGCUACUACAUCUCGGAAAACAACAACUGCUUCACCUUCCCCGGGAUCGGCUUGGGCGCCGUGCUCUCGCGGUGCACCGAGAUCACCGACUCGAUGAUCUCCGCCGCCGUCGACCAGUUGGCGCUGUUGCUGCCGAAGAUGGCCAACCCCAAGAACGGGUUGCUCCCGCCCCUCGAAGAGAUCGACGAAGUGUCGGCUAAAGUGGCGACAGCGUUCAUCUUACAGGCAGUGAAGGAGGGUAAGGCCAGAGUCGAAGACGAGCUGAACCCCGACGGCUACCUCGUCGAGGUGCCGUGGGAGUUCAACGAGUGUGUCGACUGGGUGCGCCAGCAGAUGUGGCGUCCCGUCUACCGUCCGUUGGUCAAGGUGCAGCACGUGCCGGAGAUCCACACCUACCAAUACUAG